Diaporthe batatas is the source of this 1410-nucleotide messenger RNA. RefSeq lists its product as uncharacterized. NCBI's taxonomy places the organism in Eukaryota, Fungi, Ascomycota, Sordariomycetes, Diaporthales, Diaporthaceae. The record is from RefSeq and is a predicted model, not a curated record. The transcript has 4 exons. The coding region runs from base 1 to 1410 and encodes 469 amino acids. Gene Ontology annotation, molecular function: 4 iron, 4 sulfur cluster binding; catalytic activity.
AUGAAUGCGGUGAAUAUGGUACGUUUCCUGGAAGUGAACUCCCUCGUUGGCGCCCGUUUGACGUCCCGCCUACUUAAUCUCUGCCAGGACCUUGAUCUCAACCGACACAACACGCUGAAUUGGACUUCAAGAAUGCUUCCCGCAAAGAUACCUUUCAAGUAUCCAUUCACGAUGGGAUCUUGGACCUCUGCUAUCGUCGAGGUAGCGGUUCUACUCUUGAUCUUCGCUCAACUCCUCGCACUUGCACCUGUCGCCACGCCCGUUCUAUCGAUCACAAUGGCGAUCUUCGCAGGAAUGCCGCGCUCCCUAGCCCUCACCCCUUUUGGAUACCCUGUUACGGCAGUCGUGGUAGCCCGGGCGUUAUUCUUGAUCUUCCGAAGCUACAUUGUCAUUGCGCCUUUCCUGCUGCUCGCGGUCAUUUCCUUCCUCCGCGCGAUCCACCACUACGCCACCAAGAAGUCCAACCCCAAGGUUGACAACCAGUGCGCACCCGUCUCCGUCAACUACUUCCCGUCCCGCGAGUGCAACUACGCCUGUGGGUUCUGUUUCCACACCAACACGUCGGGCUACAUCCUCCCCAUCGAUGAGGCCAAACGCGGCCUGCGCCUCCUCAAGGAGGCCGGCAUGCGCAAGCUCAACAUCGCGGGCGGCGAGCCCUUCCUGCACCCCAAGUUCCUGGGCGAGCUCCUCCGGUACUGCAAGGAGGACCUGGACCUCGAGAGCGUGAGCAUCAUCAGCAACGGCAGCAAGAUCCGUGAGGCGUGGCUCCGCAAGUAUGGCCGGUACCUGGACAUCCUGGCGGUGUCGUGCGACUCGUUUGUCCAGCAGACAAACAAGGCGAUCGGGCGCGGGGAGAACGGCCAGGGCGACGGCGAUCACGUAUUGCAGGUGUUCCGCAUUGCCGAGUGGUGCAGGAAAUACGGCAUCAUGUUCAAGCUCAACACCGUCGUCAACAUCCACAACUGGGCCGAGGACAUGAGCACGCAGAUCGCGGAGCUGGCGCCGUUCCGGUGGAAGGUGUUUCAGUGCCUGAUCGUGGAGGGCGAGAACGAGGACGAGACCCGGCUGCGCGAUGCCACCAAGUUCCUCAUCUCCCAGGAGCAGUGGGAGGUCUUCUGCGAGAAGCACAAGCACCUCCCGUGCUACGUGCCCGAGGACAACCAGACCAUGGCCGGGAGCUACCUGCUGCUCGACGAGCGCAUGCGCUUCCUCGACAAGGGCGACGGCCCGAUGAAGAAGAGCGAGUCGCUGCUGGAGGUCGGCGUCGAGAAGGCCAUGCAGCAGGUCGCCUGGGACAAGGGUGCCUUCGACAAGAGGGGUGGCAUCUACGAGUGGCGCAAGCCGUUUCAGGCCCCGGGCGGUGCUGAGGGAGGUUGUGGUGGUUCUGAUCAGAAGGAGUUGCAGUGGUAG